Messenger RNA from Saxophila tyrrhenica, 1713 nucleotides. RefSeq lists its product as uncharacterized. The transcript has 2 exons. NCBI's taxonomy places the organism in Eukaryota, Fungi, Ascomycota, Dothideomycetes, Mycosphaerellales, Extremaceae. The coding region runs from base 1 to 1713 and encodes 570 amino acids. Gene Ontology annotation, molecular function: protein binding. The record is from RefSeq and is a predicted model, not a curated record.
AUGGACCCGAAAGCUGAGGCAGACCCGGGCUGCGCGCUCGGUGGUGUGGCAACAGCUCACCGAGACAGCGAUGUGCCCGUCGAGAGAAGUGCUCCCAGCGAAGCGAGCGAACACCAACCUGUUGCUGAGAGUCGGAGAGUGAGUGACGCUAUUCGAUACCGCGUGCGGUCGAACGACACUGGCCGGAUCGAUUCAGCUCGGCCACGACGAACACUGGGCGUAGCCCACGACGCCACUCGUUCUCGGUCGCAACGACGACUCUUCGACGGAAGUUCCUUCAGGGGUCGGGAGCUUGCCCAACCGUUUCACUCGCCCGAGGCGCGGAGUCCUUUAUCACAACCAGGGAUACCUCCAACAGGAGUAAGUGGCGACAGAGCAGCACUAUCGAACCUAACCGGCGCAUAUCUGUUGAGAAUGGCAGAGGCAGGCGACGAUGACGUGGCGUCCUUGCUGCCGCCGGAUGUGGUGCCGUUCAUGGCCACAGCGGACUUCCACGGAACGGACGAGCUGGUGGACUUGGCCGCCGCACGCAUCUGCCGCGACAUCGUCCGGGAAGGCAGCCGCCUCACGCCUCGAGUCCUUCAAACGAUCCAAUCACUGACGCCACCACUGCGCUUCAGAGUUCUCGACCAGGCAGACUCCACCUGCUUCGCAGCACUCCGGAGAGUCAUCGCACCCUACAACCAUCAGUAUCGAGACCAACUCCGACGACUCCUACCCAACAGCCACUUCCUACGCGGGCUGGACGUACAUCAGGCGCCGAGGGCGUACGAGGUGGUGUGCACGGCUCGGGAGAACAUCGCUGCGCUUGUCGCAGACACACGUGACGCCUUCGACACCGGGGCUCGCCUGGACAAGGUCGAAGUGUCCCCUGACUACCGCACUGUCCUGACCCUCGCACGGGUCACAUGCGUGUUGACCGUCUGGGGACUCGAGUGUCGCCCGCUCAAGAGGGUAGCGCUCCACGACUCGGUGCGAGACGCCACGUACGUCCCAUCGGGGCUCAUCUUCACCGUCAGCUGUGACGGGGUUGUCCGCGGCCGGCUGGCGGCCGGAUCCCUUGUUCUGACGAUCGCAUGCGAUCCGGCAUACGCCAUCUCCGCGUCGGACACGUUCAUACUCACGCACAGUAUGGAUGGUGACAAUCCGGGGACGUUGCAGCUGUGGAAGUGGACCUUGCGGUCACAACAGGCCGACAGGAUGUGGUCGGGACUGGGGACGACUGCGCGCGUCGCAUCGAACGGCGUGCGCAUGGUCUGCUGCGAGCGGGGGCGAGUAUGGCUGCGUUCUUGCACUCUGCCCGAGCGGCAUCGCAUCGACCUUUGGAACGCCGAAGACGAAGGCCGAGUGCUCGGGGACGUGAUCGACCUCGCCAUAUCGCCAGACGGCUCGACUGUCAUUGCCAUCUACCUGCAGAGGGCGACGAUCUGGUCCGUACAGAGCCCCACCAGGCCGCAGAGCUUCGACGCCCCAGAAGCAAGUGGCGAGACGUUCGAUCACGUUGCCUUCUGUCCGAGACAAGGACCCUUGGCUUCCGUCCGAGGAGCCAGCGUUCCGCCCGGCGCCCACACGCGUCGCUACGGACGCGCCUUCCUGACGAGGGAGGUGGAGAAGAAAUUUCCACCCAAGAACGGUGUGUUUGCGCUUUUGCCGUGCGCCAUCGAAAAGGCUAUUACGGUUCUAUGUGCGAUCGGUGGCUUUUUAUACCAUUGA